Trichoderma atroviride IMI 206040 is the source of this 1334-nucleotide messenger RNA. The record is from RefSeq and is a predicted model, not a curated record. Lineage: Eukaryota; Fungi; Ascomycota; Sordariomycetes; Hypocreales; Hypocreaceae.
CUCCCCGCCAGCAACGCCAGGCAGCACCCUCAACUACCACACCUCGGCCAUGUCUGCCCUGCGAUCGCUCAACAUGAGGCCGCCCAGCCCUACUUCGCCCACGGGCAGUGGCAUCUGGCCCUUCAGCCGCAGCUCGGCCACCAGCCCCAACAACUCGUACACGCGACACUCAUCCGGCCACACAUACGACCCGGGCUACGGCAGCGCCUACUCACACGAAGCUGCAUCUGGCGGCAUGGAGCGACCACUACCGCCACGAAACCCUGGCAGCAGCUCCAGCUCUCGGCCAAAGAGCAUCGAGCUGCUAGUCCCCAUGUUUUCACGGUGAUUUCGGACGCACCGGUGCGUUGGGGAGCUUCCUUAGCGUUGCUCCUCCUGCACCCCCUUGCCGACGACAUGGCGGCUAGCAGCAGCAGAAGCCUAUCACCGCACUGGCUAAACUGCGCUGCAGCUCUCACCGCGCCUCUCCGCACUUUUGGCUCAGAAGCAGCCAGCCGACGUUUGCGGGGUUGACAGGGAUUCGUGUUCCAGCCGACCAGGGGGUCUCACCACCAUCAACUGAUGUGCGCAACGGUCCAUCCAAGCAUCUCGGCCCCCUUUGCCUGUGCUUAUGCUGCUGGACCCCCCACGGGCUGCUCUGGACCGAGUUCUUUUCGCAGCUCUCGUCAUUGUUUUCAUUUUCGGGCGUUCUUUUUUUCAAGGAGUCGAGACAAAAGUUUGACAUUACCAUUUUCGCUUUUACCCAUUCUUAUUACUACCACUACUACUUGUGUUUCUACUUGUCACCGCCAAAGAAUGGAGGGGUUGCCUUCCCGGGGCCUUUACCAACUCUGGACGGUCUCGAUUCAUCCCCCUCAGCGCUUCUUUUUCCAUUCUCAAUCAAUAUUCCCCAAUUCUCUUAUCAGCCGCUUUCACUGUCACCUUCCACCACAUAUGGCCGAGGCCCAUCCCGGGCGUCGCUCCGAUUCCCGACUCUUAUCUACGACCUUUUAUCUUACCAAUUCUGCAUAGUACCCAUCUCCCUUAUCCCCUUAUCUUUUCCUCUAUCUCUCUAUCUCUCUAUCUCCUACUCUGUUUGUUUUACAAAAGAUUUUUAUCAUCGCCUCUAGGCACCCAAAAAUGAUGAUGUAUAAGAUGGAAUAGAUAUAAAACACGGUGUGGCUAUUUUUAAUGGACGGCGUUUUUGACAUUUGGAUUGAAAAAAGAAGCAAGAUUUUGCAUGGCAUGAUGAGACAUCUUAUUGGGGGAUUACACAGAACCCACGAAUGAAAGAUUUAAUUGAAAUACAUACAAAAACAAAUGAUAAUAUUAUUAUAAUUACCUAUCUGAAGGAA